This is a messenger RNA of Limulus polyphemus (Atlantic horseshoe crab), 332 nucleotides long. RefSeq names its product homeobox protein orthopedia-like. Lineage: Eukaryota; Metazoa; Arthropoda; Merostomata; Xiphosura; Limulidae. The transcript has a single exon. Gene Ontology annotation, molecular function: DNA binding. The annotation marks the transcript as partial. Gene Ontology annotation, biological process: neuron differentiation. The record is from RefSeq and is a predicted model, not a curated record.
UGUCUAAGAACGAUGGAGCAGGAGAAAACCUUAAGCCUAACGGCAGGGUGGACCACCAUUAUUCACCCGGCGGACCUACACUCCAGGUGUUGGAGUCUGCCGGUGUUCACGCGCGACCUAUGACUAUAUCAGGGAGCGGAAGUGGCGGCGGCUCAGGCCAAAUCCUAAGCUCUGAUGCGGACAAAACUGGAAAGCAAAAACGACAUCGCACCCGAUUCACUCCUGCCCAACUUCAGGAACUCGAGCGGAGCUUCGCCAAGACACAUUAUCCAGAUAUUUUCAUGAGGGAGGAGUUAGCCAUGAGAAUUGGACUUACAGAAUCUCGCGUACAG